GCAACAGAUUUCGCGGUUUCCGUCGCAAAUCCAUGGCGCUUCCCCACUUUCUUCUUAGGGCUAUAUAAAUUUCUGUAACUGAUCCCCCCUCGUUCUCCCCCAAUUAUCUUCCAUUCGGUUCAUCAUUUUCGGAUUCAAUUCCAAUAUCUCCGAUUGAAGUUUCAUUUUUAGAGAAUGAAUUGAAGUCUUCGUUAGGUGUUCUUGAAAUGGUAGCAUCAAUGGCGCCUUUUAAGCUGACGGAAGGAGCAGUGAUGGUGAUAUGCAAGCGAGAAUCGUCGGCAGAGACGUUCCAGCCGGUUGUACAAGUAAUUGACUUGAAAUUGGUUAACACUACGCAACAAUCGGGCAGCGAGAGGUACAGAUUGUUGCUUUCUGAUGGAACUCAUUACCAGCAAGGAAUGCUAGGCACUCAGCUCAAUGGAUUGGUUAAGUCCGGGAAGUUACAGAAAGGUUCCAUCGUUCAACUGCGGCAGUAUGUUUGUAAUCCCGUUCAAGAACGCCUAAUUAUAAUCGUCAUUGAGUUGGAUGUGAUAAAGGAAAUGUGUGAUUUUAUUGGCGAGCCUGUUCCAGCAACAAGAUCAGUAUCAGCCGCAUUUAGUGGAAACCCCCAAUCCUCUAUGGGGGCUUCAUCCGGCAACGGAAUAGUUGGUAAUGUGAAUGUAUCUGCUGCGUCUUUUGAACAGCCUAAAGUGAAUCAAUCACAAGUACCGCAUGUGGGAUCUCAUUUUAACACCCCUAAUUCUGGAACAAGGUUUAACGGUUCAUCUCCUGUAACUGGGUCAUAUGGUGAUCAGAAGAUGGCAUACCACAACAAUGGAUCAGAUAUUCCCAGGCCACCUCUAAAUGCUUCUCAUGCCCCUCCUCAGCCUAUACAUCAGCAGCCACCUUCAAUGUACAGUAACAGGGGAGGACCGGUAGCAAAAAAUGAAGCUCCCCCAAGGAUAAUGCCUAUUACUGCUCUGAACCCUUACCAAGGAAGGUGGACAAUAAAGGCUCGAGUUACUUCGAAAGGAGAACUUAGACACUACAAUAAUCCUCGUGGAGAUGGGAAAGUGUUUUCAUUUGAUCUACUUGAUGCAUACGGUGGAGAAAUACGAGCAACAUGCUUCAAUACGGUAGCUGAUCAGUUUUACAACCAGAUUGAAUCUGGUAAAGUAUACUUCAUUUCUAAAGGAAGCUUGAAACCUGCACAAAAGAACUAUAACCAUCUCAAUAAUGACUUUGAAAUAUUUCUUGAAAACACAUCAACAAUCCAACCUUGCUUUGAGGAUGACCAAUCAAUCCCCCAUCAGCAGUUUCAUUUCCAUCACAUUAGUGAGAUUGAGGGCAUGGAUAGCAACAGUGUUGUAGAUGUAAUUGGUGUUGUUUCUUCCAUUAAUCCUGCAACGUCUCUCAUGAGAAAAAAUGGUACUGAGACUCAGAAGAGAUCCCUUCAGUUGAAAGAUAUGUCUGGCCGAAGUGUUGAAUUGACUCUUUGGGGAAACUUUUGUCAAGCAGAAGGGCAAAAAUUGCAAAACAUGUGCGACUCGGGGUUGUUCCCAGUUUUGGCUGUGAAAUCUGGUAGAGUGAGUGACUUCAAUGGGAAGGCGGUGGGAACCAUUUCAACAAGUCAGCUUUUCGUAGAGCCAGAUUUCCCCGAGGCUCGUACAUUAAGAGGGUGGUUCGAAAAGGAAGGAAGGAGUACUCCUUCUGUCUCCAUAUCCAGGGAAGUUGCUACCGUGGGCAGGACAGAUGCCCGUAAGACCAUAUCUCAAAUAAAAGAUGAGAGGUUAGGAACCUCUGAGAAGCCAGAUUGGAUCACUGUUAGUGCAACUGUUUCAUUCAUUAAGGUUGAUAAUUUCUGUUACACAGCAUGUCCUAUCAUGAUCGGGGAUCGUCAAUGCAGCAAAAAGGUUACAAAUAACGGAGAUGGAAAAUGGAGAUGCGACCGGUGUGAUCAGUCUGUCGACGAAUGUGACUACAGGUACAUAUUGCAGCUGCAAAUACAGGAUCAUACUGGCUUAACUUGGGUGACUGCAUUUCAAGAAGGCGGCGAGGAGAUCAUGGGCAUACCUGCAAAAAGAUUGUAUUAUUUGAAAUACGAAGAGCAAGAUGAUGAAAAGUUUGCAGAAAUCAUCCGUAAGGUUCUUUUUACAAAAUUUAUUAUGAAGUUGAAAGUAAAGGAAGAGACUUUUAGUGAUGAACAGAGAGUGAAAUCAACUGUCAUGAAAGCAGAAAGCAUUAACUUUUCGACCGAGUCCAGGUUUCUUCUAGAUUUGAUGGAAAAGCUCAGGGCAGGGAACACCAUACAAAAUCCUGGAGUUUUUCGCCCCGGAUCGGAGAAUAUAGGGGGUGGACAGUUCGUGUCGCCCAUUCGAAAUAGUACCAAUAAUGUUGGCAGAGAAUAUGGUACAUCGAACCGAGGUGUUCAGUAUGGGGACCAUCACAACAGUUCUAGGCCUAUUCCAUCCACACUGCAUAACUCGCGCACGUACUGCAACAGCUGUGGGGGAUCGGGUCACAGCUCAAUGAACUGUCCGAGUAUCAUCAGCAGCCCUGCGCCAUCCGUCGGAGGAGGGAUAUACUUAAAUCGAGUUUCAGGCUCGUCUGGUCGUGACUCUGGUGAAUGCUUCAAAUGCCAUCAAACCGGGCACUGGGGUAGGGAUUGCCCUGGUUUGGCUACUUUCCCUCCAGCUUAUGGUAACAGUGGCUUCACGGCUAGGUGAUGCUCAGGGAAGUUUCUAAAUUCUCUGAAAGCCCUUCUUUUUUUCCUUUCAUUAGAAGAGAUGUUGUUUUCUUGUACAGCUUUUGCUUGGAAACUGUUGUUUUGGAUCUUAAGAUAAUCUUAAGUUGAUGGCUGCGUUUAUAUUUUGAUAAGUUAUCUUUGUAACACUAUUUUAGUUUUCUUUUUGUAUGUAAAUUUGUCUCAGUUUCCCUAUGGUAUAUAGUUUAGUGGCAGUGUAUUUCAUUCUUUGAUCAAAUAAUAGUAGUUUGGGAAAGGUUUUCUUGUUUGCUUUA
Messenger RNA from Cucurbita pepo subsp. pepo (vegetable marrow), 2997 nucleotides. RefSeq names its product replication protein A 70 kDa DNA-binding subunit A-like. Gene Ontology annotation, cellular component: DNA replication factor A complex; nucleus. Gene Ontology annotation, molecular function: zinc ion binding; damaged DNA binding; single-stranded telomeric DNA binding. Gene Ontology annotation, biological process: telomere maintenance via telomerase; double-strand break repair via homologous recombination; nucleotide-excision repair. The record is from RefSeq and is a predicted model, not a curated record. Lineage: Eukaryota; Viridiplantae; Streptophyta; Magnoliopsida; Cucurbitales; Cucurbitaceae.